CUGCUGGAAGACGCUACCACAGAACAGCGUGGGGAAGCAAAAAUGAGAUUUGGUAGCGUCCUCGCCACACUAUCACAAGGAGAGUAGGGUGGAGCUAAGAGACGACAUCUGGCAAAAGGAUUUACAAGAGGGCAAGAGAAAAUAUGUCUAAAGGUGUGCCACUGGUGACGGAUCUAAAGGAAAACGGAACGGAUCUACCUUUCUGUCUCCACAAAAACCAGUCAUCAGCAAGAAGCUGCCUGUGGGGUGCACAUUCUCAGGUCAAAAGGCGUGAAGGACACGAUGAAUGGUCAUAUUUCUAAUCAUCCCGGUAGUUUCGGAAUGUACCCGUCUCAGAUGAAUGGCUACGGGUCAUCACCCACCUUUUCCCAAAUGGACAGAGAACAUGGUUCAAAAACAAGUGCAAAGGCCCUUUAUGAGCAAAGGAAGAAUUAUGCACGGGACAGUGUCAGCAGUGUGUCAGAUAUAUCUCAAUACCGUGUUGAACACUUGACUACCUUUGUCCUGGAUCGGAAAGAUGCUAUGAUCACUGUGGAUGAUGGAAUAAGGAAGCUGAAAUUGCUUGAUGCCAAGGGCAAAGUAUGGACUCAAGAUAUGAUUCUUCAAGUAGACGACAGAGCUGUGAGCCUGAUUGAUUUAGAAUCGAAGAAUGAACUGGAGAAUUUUCCUCUAAGCACAAUCCAGCACUGCCAAGCUGUGAUGCACUCAUGCAGCUAUGAUUCAAUUCUUGCCCUGGUAUGCAAAGAGCCAACCCAGAACAAGCCAGAUCUUCAUCUCUUCCAGUGUGAUGAGGUUAAGGCAAACCUAAUUAGUGAGGACAUUGAAAGUGCAAUCAGUGACAGUAAAGGCGGGAAACAGAAGAGGAGGCCUGACGCCCUGAGGAUGAUUUCCAACGCCGACCCUGGUAUACCACCUCCACCCCGAGCUCCUGCCCCUGCACCCCCUGGAACCGUCACCCAGGUGGACGUUAGAAGUCGGGUGGCAGCCUGGUCUGCAUGGGCAGCCGACCAAGGGGACUUUGAGAAAGCAAGGCAGUAUCAUGAGCAGGAAGAAACGCCUGAGAUGAUGGCAGCCCGAAUUGACAGAGACGUGCAAAUCUUAAACCACAUUUUGGAUGACAUUGAAUUUUUUAUCACAAAACUCCAAAAAGCAGCAGAAGCAUUUUCUGAGCUUUCUAAAAGGAAGAAAAAUAAGAAAAGUAAAAGGAAAGGACCAGGAGAGGGUGUUUUAACGCUGCGGGCAAAACCUCCACCUCCUGAUGAAUUUCUUGACUGUUUCCAAAAAUUUAAACAUGGAUUUAACCUUCUGGCCAAAUUGAAGUCUCAUAUUCAGAAUCCCAGUGCUGCAGAUUUGGUUCACUUUUUGUUUACUCCAUUAAAUAUGGUGGUGCAGGCAACAGGAGGUCCUGAAUUAGCCAGUUCAGUACUUAGUCCCCUAUUGACUAAGGACACAAUUGAUUUCUUAAAUUACACUGUCAAUGGUGAUGAACGGCAGCUGUGGAUGUCAUUGGGCGGACCUUGGAUGAAAGCCAGAGCAGAGUGGCCAAAGGAACAGUUUAUUCCACCGUACGUUCCACGGUUCCGCAGUGGCUGGGAGCCCCCGAUGCUGAACUUUACAGGAGCACCAAUGGAACAAGAUCUUUAUCAACUAGCAGAGUCUGUGGCAAAUGUAGCAGAACAUCAGCGCAAACAGGAAAUGAAAAGAUUAUCCACAGAGCAUUCCAGUGUAUCAGAGUAUCAUCCAGCCGAUGGCUAUGCCUUCAGUAGCAACACUUACACAAGAGGCUCCCAUCUGGAUCAAGGGGAAGCUGCCGUUGCUUUUAAGCCAACUUCUAAUCGCCAUGCAGAUAGAAAUUAUGACCCACUCAAAACACAACCCAAGAAAUAUGCCAAAUCCAAGUAUGACUUUGUAGCAAGGAACAACAGUGAGCUCUCGGUUCUAAAGGAUGAUCUUUUAGAGAUACUUGAUGAUCGAAAGCAGUGGUGGAAAGUUCGAAAUGCAAGUGGAGACUCUGGAUUUGUGCCAAAUAAUAUUUUGGAUAUUGUGAGACCUCCUGAAUCUGGAUUGGGGCGUGCUGAUCCACCUUAUACUCAUACUAUACAGAAACAAAGGAUGGAGUAUGGCCCAAGGCCAGCUGAUACUCCCUCUGCUCCAUCACCUCCUCCAACACCAGCUCCCGUUCCUGUCCCGCUUCCACCUUCCACCCCAGCACCUGUUCCUGUGUCAAAGGUCCCAGCAAAUGUAACGCGUCAAAACAGCAGCUCCAGUGACAGUGGUGGCAGUAUCGUGCGAGAUAGCCAGAGACACAAACAACUUCCGGUGGACCGAAGGAAAUCUCAGAUGGAGGAAGUGCAAGAUGAACUCAUCCACAGACUGACCAUUGGUCGGAGUGCCGCUCAGAAGAAAUUCCAUGUGCCACGGCAGAAUGUGCCAGUUGUCAAUAUCACUUACGACUCCACACCAGAAGAUGUGAAGACAUGGUUACAGUCAAAGGGAUUCAACCCUGUGACUGUCAAUAGUCUUGGAGUAUUAAAUGGUGCACAGCUCUUCUCUCUCAAUAAGGAUGAACUGAGAUCAGUCUGCCCUGAAGGGGCGAGAGUCUUUAGCCAAAUCACUGUGCAAAAAGCUGCAUUAGAGGAUAGCAGUGGCAGCUCCGAGUUACAAGAAAUUAUGAGAAGACGACAGGAAAAAAUCAGUGCUGCUGCUAGUGAUUCGGGAGUGGAAUCUUUUGAUGAAGGAAGCAGUCACUAAUCUGUUUGUUUUUAAACUCCAUUGUUUUUGGCAUUUUUUCAACAUGCUUUGUUUAAGGAAGCCUCGAAGGGAAUGUCAGAUUCAUUUUUCUUGUAGUAAUUUAUCGCCAUAAAAAACCCCAUGAAAACCUAAGUGAGCACAGGAUUUGCUUCUAGGCCCAUCAUUUUUAUUAAAACUGAAAAAAACUUAAACAGAAUUUUUUGACCUUGGAAAAUAUUUUUCCUACUUUACCAAGGUAAAGUUUUCCUUUUAGAGUAAUUAUUUUAUCCCCAUUCCAGUGUAUAAGCAGGAAUUGUUUAGACAGUGGCGGAUUUAUUCACUGCAACAAGGCAACAAUAUUGUCCAUGAUUUAAAAUCUAAGCAGUUUUGAUUUUGUCUGUGAACAUGGUGUCUGUCAUUCAGGGCGUAGCUCACUGUAGGCUAGCCUCUGCUUACUUAGGUCUCUUUUCUGACAUACUCGAUGGAAGAAUAUUCAGAUUUAUUUAAAGUUCUUAAUGCCAACGUUUGAAUGAACUGUAAAAUACAGCCAUACCUUGGACAUGCAAAUAUCAAUCUAUGGAGCAUUCUCAAGACAGUUUGUCAUGGCUCUGUUGAUUGCAAUUCCUUGUAUAGCUUGUAUUUUGAUUUAGUUUAUAUUCUGCUUAUUAUGUAUACUGUGUUCUUAUAUAUGAGAAAGCACAAGUGGGAAAGAGGUCAUGUCUGCUGAAAAUCUAGCAAAGGAAGUAGUCUGCGUCGAUGUGCAAUUACAGUAUUUUGCUUAAUGAAAGCCUCAGUUCUGAAUAUCGAUAUUAGUAGUUAAAAGGAAAUGGGGCCAUUUUAUGUGUUUAUCUGUGUCAAGCCUUUCUGGUAAUAAGAAGCACUUAAUUUACACAUAUUUUAAUCCUGUGAAAGAUUCCACAUAGAGAAAAGAAAGAUACCUAACCUUCAACAAAUGUUAUUUUUGGAAACGCAAGUUUUGUCAUUAAAUGUUAUUUCACAUAUAUAAAACAGAUGUUAUGUAAGGAUGUUGUAUAUUUUAACAUAAAUCAUUUAGAGAAAUUAUCUAGAGUCAUUAAUUUUCAUAGUGCCUUUUUCACAUGAGUCAGCUGGAAAGUCUGCAAUAAACACUAUUUGCUGUCUGUUAA
Molecule: messenger RNA, 3875 nt
Organism: Callithrix jacchus (white-tufted-ear marmoset)
Lineage: Eukaryota; Metazoa; Chordata; Mammalia; Primates; Cebidae
Gene: EPS8
Product: EGFR pathway substrate 8, signaling adaptor
Biological process (GO): positive regulation of ruffle assembly; regulation of Rho protein signal transduction; Rho protein signal transduction
Cellular component (GO): ruffle membrane; plasma membrane; vesicle
Molecular function (GO): actin binding
Source: RefSeq, a predicted model, not a curated record